AUCUAGCAAAGAACAAGCCCCAUAGAGUACUUAAAAAAAUGGCUUAUCAUAAAACCAUCCCCAUAGUAUUUUUCUUUGCAUUUGUUACCAUUAUAUACUUUGUGAUCUCAGCAGAAGCAGCUACGUUCACAGUGAAGAACAGUUGCCCAUAUGUUGUUUGGGCCGCCACAUCUGCUCCAGAAAAACCUGGCGGUGGGAAGCAACUCAACCAAGGCGAAACAUGGAGCGUUUCUUACGAUCCAGGGACCAUCCGAGCUCGGAUUUGGGGUCGCACCAAUUGCAAGUUCGAUAACUCUGGAAGAGGUGGAUGCCAGACUGGAGACUGUAAUGGUCUCCUUGAGUGCAAUUCUUAUGGACGAGCACCAAAUACUUUGGCAGAAUUUUCUCUCAAACAAUAUGCAGACCAAGAUUUCAUCGAUAUCUCGGUGAUCGAUGGAUUUAAUAUCCCAAUGGAGUUUAGUUCUGCAUCUGGACAAUGUAGUCGUGUUAUCAGGUGUACCGGAGAUAUUAUAGCGCAAUGUCCUGACCAACUAAGAAUGGAUGGUGCUUGCAACGGACCGUGUCCGGUGUUGAAGACGGAGGAACAUUGUUGCAACUCCGGUAAUUGUGGACCAACCCCACUCUCUAUGUUCUUCAAGCAACGUUGUCCAGACGCCUAUAGUUACCCUAAAGAUGAUCCUUCAAGUCUAUUCACUUGCAAUACUGGAACCAACUACAAUGUCAUUUUCUGUCCAUGAAUGAAAACGAUUCUCAAUGCAUAUGCAUAUGCAUAUAUAGGAGAAAACAAAACCAAAUAAUUAACUGCUCUGAAUAAGAUCGAUUGAUGUUUCAUCUGGCUUAUCAAUAGUUGAAAAUUCAGUACAUAUAUAUUUAUAUACU
Messenger RNA from Camelina sativa (false flax), 879 nucleotides. Its product is annotated as protein P21. The record is from RefSeq and is a predicted model, not a curated record. Lineage: Eukaryota; Viridiplantae; Streptophyta; Magnoliopsida; Brassicales; Brassicaceae.